AUGUCGUCGUCGUCGUCGUCGUCGAUCUUCCAGCCUCGGAAGGCUCUGCUGAAUACAUCUAGCGCGGUAAGCAAACCGCCGACACCUGCGGCAGAAGAACUCACCAAGAACAAGUACUACUGCGUGUCGAAGUUGCCAGGCGUUCCAAACAUCUUCAAAUCACAAUUGUUUGCAAACGCAUACUCCGAUUCGGAAUCCAAUUUCUCAUUGGUGAUCAAUGACGAGUCGAUAUAUGUCUGGAGCUACAAGUCCGCCGACGUGUCGCCGUUUUCAAUCCAUUUCCCCAUUGACAAAUCGAAAUUCCAACUACCGAUGGCUAUUUUGACUCGGCCUUCGAGCGGGGCAGGCCAAGACCCGGGAUUGGUGAUAUUGGACUCUGUGACGGGGUUGAUCAAAUUCUACGAGAGUGUGCAGCAUGCUCCAACUUUGGGAUUGAUCAAUGACAAGUCGUGGGAGCUGCAAAUUAGCUUGCAUGAAGGAGAGUACAUUACUCUUGCUGAGAAUUUGGAGCCCGCGGGAGUGGCCGUUGCCACGUCGAUGCAGAGGUGUAUAUUGAUUUCGCUUCGAGAUUUCAAAAGCAAGCCGCACUUGUCGACUUUAGAGAUUUUGAAACCAAAUGGCGGGAUAUUUGCAAGAUUCUUUAAGCCUUCCGAAAGCGAGAUUGUUGCCAUCAGAUCGGGAGAAGUCACGGAACAUGGCACUGUGCAGCAAAUAUUGAUCUUGGACUCUGUGGGGACGUUGCAUUCCAUAUGCUACAUCUUGCUUUCAGCCAGCACCGCGCCCUAUGUCGACAAGAGGAACUCGUUCAAACAAAACCUAUACAUCGACAAUGCAUACCCAGGAUCAAGCAAUGCUGCACGUUUCUUGGAUAUCUGGCCCUUGGAACAAAAAAAUUAUUUCUUGACCUUGUGUGAGCUGGAUGGGAAGCUUCUUCUUGCCACCUUGGGAGCUGACAAAUCCGGCGUUUUGUUCUUUGGAUCACACCAGUUAAAGAGCGUUAAGCAGCUACCUAAAAAUCCAAAGCUAUUCUUGCCCAAGCCUGGGAAAACGGCAUUUGUCAUUGUCGACACAUCUAUAAUCAUGACUGACAUCAACACGUCGUACAUAGAAUCAAAGAGCACGUUUGCAUAUUAUUCAGCGCGUUGGGAAGACAUUAUAAGACUCAAGCCAUCAACAACGAUUAUUGGGUACGGGUAUGAGAACCAGUCGCCAAUAUCGAAUCCUGCCAUUAUUUUGCUCACCAAGGAGUUUGGAGUGUUGAGAGUGGAAAGGUUCCAACAAGAGGUGUCGAGCGAAGAAAUCAAUGAUCCAGUGGUUGUAGUGAAAUCCCACAUUGAACAGGCUAUUUUCUACUCCAACGCUGACGAAAUAAACUUUGAUCUCACCCCGCAGAGAUUCGACGACCGGAGCACCAUUCAAGAGGCCGUAGAGCAAAUCAUGAAACAAGUGUUGAGUUCCACGUCCCCUUACUUGCCAUCGACACUUCCCUCGAUUGCCGAUCUUACCGAGCUCAAGGUUGGCAUAUUCAAGGCAUUUAUCAACUACUGCCAAAGGAAUUUCCCCGACUUGAACGUUGUUGCGCCAAUCGUGGAGAAUCUAGAAAAAACCAACUGCGCCUUGAAUUUGUUAAAGUACAUCAAUGCCCACCCUUUGUACAAGUCUGAAUUUGAAAAGCUCCAACCAAACAUUAGAGAGUUUUUUGCACACGAUAUUGAAAACAUUGGUGAAGUGUUAACGGCUUACUUGAAGGCAUUGGCAAAAGAGUCGAAACCUGUGGCACCAUUGAUUGUCACAACACUCUAUGACGGUGUUUACUUGAACAGCAUAGAGUACCCACUGAACUCUUUUUCAAGCUUGUCUUGGAUUUACGACACGAGCAUCAUAGAAGACGUUGAAAAUUACUUCACACGUGAUUUCGUUGAAGGAAAUUGCAAAGACAAACGAGAAGCGCACCGGAUUGUUCAAGUUUUAUAUUAUUUUGGUCUGAAAAGGUUGCAGUACCUCAAGGAUCAGGGCAGUGAUGAUGAGGAAGCGCACGAGUACGAGUCUCUGCUCAAGGCGGGGAACUAUCAAAGGAUCUCUGUGUUGAUAGAGCUCAACUUGGACGACGAGGCUAUUGAGAUUGCCGAAAGAUUUCAAGACUAUUCGGCGCUCGCUCGAAUCUUGGACACCGAGAGCGAUAGAGUGCCGAUUGAAAGUUUAAACUACGUGCAAUACUUUAAUGAAUUCGGGUAUCCAUUUGCAGCAGCUGUAUACGAGCACUAUCUCAAGGACGACAAGAUUCAAAAUUUGCUACUCAACUUUACCAACUUUAAGCCUUAUUUGCUCCGGUACUUUGAUGAAAACCCGCAACAAACAGCCGAGGUUUCCUGGAUAAGGUACCUCUUAGACUCCAAUUACACGAAAGCUGCCGAUGCAUUGGGGACAGCCGUUUCCAGCGAUGUGCUAAACAUUGAUAACCAGCUAACUCAACUUUCCGUCAUGAAGUUACUGGGCGUUGCUGGUGGGAGUAAUAACAACAACAAUAAGUCAAUCAAACUGAUUGAUGACGAAUUGUUGAAAAUCCGGUACCAAAUAUUGGUGAGAGAUGUUGUUGCACGAGAUGGGAGAAUCGAGGCUGUAAAAGAGCUGUCAUUUAUUGAUAACUGCAUCAACCCCAAGAUCAACAAACAGGAUGCGAGAGAAACCGUUCGUGGGUACUAUAAUCAAUUCACGCAGAAUAUGAAGCUACUGGUGCAACAUUUGAUCGAUUUGUUGGUGACCAUCGACCCAAAACAGGUGAAAAAUCUCAGCUAUGUGUAUGCUUUGCAAGUUGCAAACACCGUUGCGAGCAAAGAGCUGCGCGAACUUUACAGUUCGGAGAUCAUACUUUGGUUAUUAACUCUCGGCAGCAGCUACGAGCCAAAUAAGCAAGACCACGAUGACGAAGGCUUUAAAAAGAGGAUCCAGGAAAGUACACUUUACAAGACUCUUGCAAGCGAGCCGGCCUUGGUAAUCAACCAGUUGAAGUCUUUUAUUGAGAAUCCACGUUUCAAUGGAGCGCUCCAAAACAAAUAUCUUGAUGGGUUGCUUGAGGAUUUAAAAACCUUGCUCAAAGAAGAGAGCUAUAGAAAGUGGGUUGAAGCAGCUGUCGAGCAAGCGAGGGCGGAUUCAUCAAACACAGCAAACUGA
This is a messenger RNA of Lodderomyces beijingensis, 3171 nucleotides long. Lineage: Eukaryota; Fungi; Ascomycota; Pichiomycetes; Serinales; Debaryomycetaceae. The record is from the annotation of a GenBank genome assembly.